AUGGGAGCCCCAGUCUGCCCUCUCUGUCCCGUCCUACAGAAGCGCAACAGGGCCAUCACGGCCCGGAGACAGCACCUGAAGAGUGUGAUGCUCCAGAUCGCAGCCACAGAACUGGAGAAAGAGGAGAGCCGCCGUGAAUCCGAGAAGCAAAACUACCUGUCAGAGCACUGCCCACCUCUGCACAUCCCAGGCUCCAUGUCUGAAGUGCAGGAACUCUGCAAGCAACUGCAUGCGAAGAUCGAUGUGGCCGAGGAGGAGAAGUACGACAUGGAGGUGAAGGUGCAGAAGAGCAGCAAGGAGCUGGAAGACAUGAACCAGAAGCUAUUUGACCUGAGGGGCAAGUUCAAGAGGCCCCCGCUUCGGAGAGUGCGUAUGUCAGCUGAUGCCAUGCUGAAGGCGUUGCUGGGCUCUAAGCACAAGGUGUGCAUGGACCUGAGGGCCAACCUGAAGCAGGUCAAGAAGGAAGACACCGAGAAGGAACGUGACCUGCGUGAUGUGGGUGACUGGAGGAAGAAUAUUGAGGAGAAGUCUGGCAUGGAAGGCCGGAAGAAGAUGUUUGAGUCUGAGUCCUAACUGCCCACUGCCCCAUUCCACCCCACCACUGGGGGAGCACCCAACAGCCAGGCUGGGAGUACCUGCCCUCACUCCAAUAAAGGACUUACAUCCCUA
This is a messenger RNA of Phodopus roborovskii (desert hamster), 669 nucleotides long. RefSeq names its product troponin I2, fast skeletal type (gene Tnni2). Gene Ontology annotation, cellular component: troponin complex. The transcript has 6 exons. The record is from RefSeq and is a predicted model, not a curated record. Bases 1 to 573 code for a protein of 190 amino acids. NCBI's taxonomy places the organism in Eukaryota, Metazoa, Chordata, Mammalia, Rodentia, Cricetidae. Gene Ontology annotation, biological process: muscle contraction.